GACAGUUUUUUAUUUUUUUGUCAAACCUCCUCUUGCCUCACCUGUACGACGUCCAAGGCACUGUCGCUGUAUUUUCAAUAUAUAGAUCUAUUUCUCCUAUCUUCAAAUUUAGAGAAGAUCUACUGCAGGAUUAGUGCUUGAGAAUACGUGACAAUCACCCUAAAGCCGAUCGCCCCGAGCUGUCUGUGCCUAUCUAAUCGAUCUUACAACCACGCGCAAUAUCCAUCGCCAUGGCCCAGGAAAUCCAAAAAGAGAACAAUGACCAUUUGGUCCAGUCGUCUGACCCCGAGCAUCCCGCCAACUUGAUCCCUGAUCUCUGUCGCCGGUUCUACAAUUGGGGCUGGGUCACUGGUACUGGUGGCGGGACUUCCAUUCGUCGCGAUAACCAUAUAUUCAUUGCUCCUUCUGGCGUGCAGAAGGAGAUGAUGAAAUCCGACAACAUCUUUGUCUUGGAAUUCCCUACGCCCAAGUAUCCUCCGUCCGACCGCAAAUAUAUUCGCAAGCCGCUCGACCUGAAGCCCUCGGCAUGCACGCCACUGUUCCUUGCCGCAUUUGAGCGCGGGGCUGGCUGCUGCAUUCACACUCAUUCUCAGUGGGCGGUCCUGGUGACCCUCCUGGUUGAGCGCGAGAAGGGCCCGAACGCCUGCUUCGAAAUUAGCAACAUUGAACAGAUUAAGGGUAUUCCCCGUGGCAAGGGCAAGGGCAUGAUGGGAUUCUACGAUACUCUUCGUAUCCCGAUCAUUGAUAACACCGCGUUUGAGGAAGACCUCACGGGAAGCUUGGAGAAGGCGAUGGAGGAGUACCCUGACACCUAUGCUGUCCUUGUGCGGAGACACGGAAUUUAUGUGUGGGGAGACGACGUCGUCAAAGCCAAGACUCAGUGCGAGAGUCUAGACUACCUGUUCCAGCUUGCUGUUGAGAUGCACAAGCUUGGCCUUCCGUGGGUGAAAGAAACGUAGUUUGAAGGAAUUGUUCGCUGAAAUGCUCAAUUCUUUGUAGUCCAGCAGUUGGAGGUCUUCUGUCUUGGGCCGCACGGCUAUGAUGACGAUACAUAUGAAAUAAACAACUGAUUCACGUGAAAUACUAUAG
Molecule: messenger RNA, 1089 nt
Organism: Aspergillus welwitschiae
Lineage: Eukaryota; Fungi; Ascomycota; Eurotiomycetes; Eurotiales; Aspergillaceae
Gene: mde1
Product: methylthioribulose 1-phosphate dehydratase MDE1
Exons: 3
Coding region: 231-959 (242 amino acids)
Cellular component (GO): cytoplasm
Molecular function (GO): metal ion binding; methylthioribulose 1-phosphate dehydratase activity
Source: RefSeq, a predicted model, not a curated record